AUGUAUCAAGCUUUUUCUCUGAUAUCUCUUUUCCUCUCUGUGCAUGUGACUGGGGCGCCUCAGGACCAUGACCGUGCGCUCCUCCGUAGGGAUGUUUGCGAUGGGAUGAACAGCAUGCCAGUGCUCUACCACGAUUAUCUAAGUGAAGUAUGCCCACCAAAGUAUCUGAACAACUCGGAGGGCAUUUGCGACCAUAUGGACUACCAGUCGAAUUCGUGCGUGGCGUUCUGCCAACUCAGAACUCGCUUUGUUUAUGGGAAGGAGUUUCCCUUGGACGUUUGGUGCAAUGGGCCUCCUUGUAUAAUUGCCGAUUUUACGAAGACCAUGACUCGGUCUGUAGAUAUAAAGCCUCAAUUCGAGAAGGGCUUGAAUGAUGGAAUCAGUGGAGGGUGGCAGUCAAAGACCACGGCUGAUGUGGGAGCUCAGGGUAUGUCUUACGAGAUGCCUUUGAAGGAUGGACAGUGCGGGUACUGGAGCUGGAUCCCUACCAAGAAAACUGUGUGUGGGACAAUGUCCUACCAACAAACCGAAGCGCACCGCUGCAUGGGUGAUAUGCACACCAGCAUAGAUUACUGCGUAGAUGAUCUACGACGAUAUCCCGAUGGCACUGUCGACGGAGAAACGAUCUUUGUCUACACUGACUGCACGACACGACUUCCGUUGCCGAUGGAUCAGCAGACUAGCAUAUAUAGGCUACCGGGGGUUGCUCUGGAUCGUGGUGAACGUUCUUCAGCUCAGGUCUUGGAUGAUUAUUCUUCGGACUCGGAACAGCAAGUGUUGUGGACAUAA
Molecule: messenger RNA, 789 nt
Organism: Penicillium mononematosum
Lineage: Eukaryota; Fungi; Ascomycota; Eurotiomycetes; Eurotiales; Aspergillaceae
Exons: 2
Coding region: 1-789 (262 amino acids)
Source: RefSeq, a predicted model, not a curated record